Diaporthe citri is the source of this 537-nucleotide messenger RNA. RefSeq lists its product as uncharacterized. The coding region runs from base 1 to 537 and encodes 178 amino acids. Gene Ontology annotation, cellular component: ribonuclease MRP complex; nucleolar ribonuclease P complex. Gene Ontology annotation, biological process: tRNA 5'-leader removal; nuclear-transcribed mRNA catabolic process, RNase MRP-dependent; intronic box C/D snoRNA processing. Gene Ontology annotation, molecular function: RNA binding. The transcript has 2 exons. Lineage: Eukaryota; Fungi; Ascomycota; Sordariomycetes; Diaporthales; Diaporthaceae. The record is from RefSeq and is a predicted model, not a curated record.
AUGGAUAAAGUGUCAUCCAGCAAGCUGCCCAAUGCGCCAGCGAAGCUUUCUUCCCUCCCCAAGAACUCAAAGAUUCACAAGCGCCCUAUGAACCGCGGCCGGGUCUUCAACCGGGGAGGAGCACCUCUCAGCCCCAAGCAGCCCAUCAUAUACAUCGCCACCAAGUCGCCCUUCAUGGGCAUCGUGAGCAAAAUCCGGCACGCCCUCGACAGGGCGCCCUCCUCCCGGUCGACCAAGGGGCUUCCCCUCGCCGCGCGGAUGGCGGCCCUCAACUCGCCGGCCCCCUCCUCCGACCGGGUCGAAGAUGAGGUUUUGGUACGCGGCACCGGUCGGGCCAUGGCCAAGGCGCUGCACGUCGCGGCAUGGUUCGGCAAGCAGAAUGAGUACGUGGUCAGUGUGCGGACCAUGAGCCUCGAGACGGUCGAUGAUGUUGUCGUCGACGAGGAUUGUGCGGACGACGAGGGCGGUUUUGCGGCGGAAGGGGAGUCCAGGACGAGGAUGGUGAACUGCUUGGAAGUCGGCAUCAGCCUUCGGUGA